AUGACAUCAAGUCAGUCGCCUUCUAAUGGUUUCGUUGGAUUACCGCCUCCUCCUCCUCCGCCGCCGGCACCACCCGUAUUUAACAACACAAAUAAUUUAUGUAAAAUUUUACUUCCACAUCAAGAAGUUAAUUUAGUUGUUAAUCGAGCUAAUGUUACGGAAAUUCAAGCACGUUCUAUUCCAACAAUGCUCAUGGCUGGCAAUAAUAUUUGGACACGACGUGUAGUACCAAAUCUUCGUAUACAACAAACUAUAUUUGAUGAACAUUAUGGUGAAUCAAAAUCGACAAUGACAGGGCAUUAUCGAAGAUCAAGUUUAACAACAUCUUUUAUAGGCGGAGGAGGAGGAAUAGGCGGUAUUAAUGACGAUGGACCACUUUCAUUUGUUUUACUUGAUGCUACAUCUAAAAUGCUUUAUGAUGUACCAAUGCGUCAUUUACUACAAUUAGUCAAAAAAGAUCAUGAUGAUGAUGCUAGUAUUGAUCAUGUUAUUCGAGCUAUUGACGAAACACAUAUGAAAUCAGAAUGGCUUGAUGCUGUUACUGCUUUAAAUAAACAAUUUGAUAAACGACCCGAAGAUAAAGCUCGAGUAUUAGCACAUAAAGGAUCAACACAUGGUUUGGUACUUAUAGAACAAUUUUUUGUUAAACUUGUUCGUGUACCAGCUUAUGAAUUUAAAUUAAUUUAUUUAAAAUUUCGUGAAGAAGCACCAACACAACUUGAACGUAUGAGUAAACAUAUAAAUGAUCUACUUGAAAGUGUUCAAGUUAUUUUAACUAAUGAACAAUUACCAGGUAUUCUUCAUUUACUUUGUUUACUUUACAAUAGUAUAACAGGUAAAACAAUUCCUGGUCUUCAUUUUGAUUCCAUAUUAUCUGUUCUUUCAACACGUACACCAAAACAAAAUACAACUAUAUCACAUGUACUUUGUCAUUUAUUAGAAGAACAAUAUUCAACAUUAUUAAAUAUAUUUGAUAAUCAAAUAUUAUUAAAAUUAAAAGAUUUAUCAUCAAUUAAAUAUAUACCAAUUUAUAUUGAUAUAAGAUUAUUAUAUACACGUUAUAAACAAUUAAAUACAACAUUACGUGAAUUACAACAACAAUUAAUUAUAUUACCUGAACAUAUUAAAACAACACUUAAUGAUUUACAACUUACAUUUACAAAAUUAUUUGAUGAUGAAAAUAAAAUAAAAAAAUGUGAAAAAGAUUUAGCAAGUUAUUUUUGUGUUUGGGAUUUAUCACUUGAAGUUUGUUUAUCAACACUUGGACAAUUUAUUGAUAAAAUACGUCUUGCUCAUAUGCAAAAUGUUGAACAACGUCGUCGAAAUGAUUUAGCACUUAAACAACAAUUACAAAAUCAACGUACAUAUGAAAAUCGUACACUUCAAACACCGACAACAUCACGUUUAUUACGAAGUUCACAAAAUCAAUAUGGUUCCGAUACAAAUAUAUUUCGUGAUCAUCUCAAUGUUCCAUUAACACCAACAGCUACACGUCAACGAUUUAAAGUUAAUAAAACUUCACGUGAACGAUUUUGUGCAUCAUCACGUGAUGUUUCUCAUAUUAAUGAUGAUCAACAAGAACAAAUAGAAUCAACAACACCAUCACCAUCACCACCAUUAACAACAUCAAUAAAAUCAACACCAAUGCGUACACAAAAUCUAUUACCAAAUGCAAUACCUCGUAAACGUGGUCAUUCACCAGCAACAAAAACUGUUUUUACAAAACGACCAUUUAAUGCUCUGCCAGUAUGUUCACCACCACCAAUUCAAGAUCAACAACAAUUAGAUGAUGUUUUUGUUUCACCAAUAACAAGUAAUGAAAAAGAAGAUGAUAAUGAUACACAUAUGGAUUGUUCAACAGCAACAACAAUGUCAACAUCAACAGCAACAACAACAACAGAAGAAAUAAAUUCUAUUGAUAUGAAUGUAACUGAUGAUCAUUCAUUACCAACAAAUGACUCAUCAACAGCUCGUAUGAUAUCUGUUUGUGAAAUUCGACCAUCAUUCUAUUUAACAACAUCAAUAAGACGUUUAUUUGAUCCUUCAACUGAUCAAUCAACACCAAAUGAUACUAGUUCAUCUUCGGAAUAUAAAACAGGUAAUUCUAUAACACCAUCAUUCACCGAUUAUCAACAUUAUCAAUAUUCAAAUAAUGAUAAUGAACAUAAUAAAGAGAAUUCAAAAUAUCCAUCAACAUUAACUCCAAUUACAUCAUCAUCAUCAUCUGAAAUACAAAUUCCAACUGAGUUACCUUCAUUAUCAAAUCCUAUUGAAGAUGAUAGUCAACAAUGUUCUAGUUCAUCAUCUUCAUCAUUACCAGCUGAUAUAUCCAAUGAUGAGAAUCAUAGUUUACCUAUAAUUCCAUUAUUACUAUCGGAUUCCGAAACACUUGAUGAAGGUUUUGAAACUCAAUCAAAUAUAAGUGAAACUGUUGAAUUAAUCACUCCACGAUCAUGUCCAUUAGAACCAGUUUCACAUGAAAUUAAUGAUAUCAAAUGUAGAUCAAUUGAAGAAACACUUGCUGACGAUCUUACUCGACGUCUUACUUUUAAUUCAACUCGUCGAUUAAGUCAUGAUAGUGGUAUUCGUAUUAAUAGUAAACGAAUAUCUCUAGCCAAUGCUCGACAAGGAAAUUUAUUGAAAACAUCAGCUUCUGCUUAUAGCUAUCCAACAUUUAAUUCGAAUGGAUUACAAAAUCAACAUAAACAUUUGUUUACAAAACGUACACCAUCAGCUGAGAGUAUACGAUCUAUAUUGAACAAUAAUAAUAGUUCAGCGAUAGCUCUUCGAUCAAGUCGACAUAUACAACGAUGUGCUGUAUCUCGAAGGAUUUGGACUGAAAAAGACUCUGAUGAUACAUCAAAAACUCCAGCUACUUCUCCAUCAUCAUCAACACCAUUAUCUCCAUCGUCAACACAACCAACUUCAGUAGAACCUGAUGAUGUAUCAUCAUCUUCUACUGCUACAACGACAACUACGACUACAACUGCAAAAACAAGUACUAUGACGAUGAUGAAUCAUCGUAUACCGUCUAGUAAAGCUAAAAAUAAAAUUCGUAAUCUUCAAUCGUUAACUAAUGCAUCAUCACGUUCAAAUUCUCCUCUCAUUCGUAAAAUUCCCCCUCGUCUUGGUCAUGCAAGUUCAUGUCAAAAUGUUUCGACAAUAACACCAACCAACACUAAUUCAAAAUCUUCACUAAUAACUAAAACGCGUUCUCCACCAAAUUUUUUCUUAAAUAGUAGUCAACUUCUUCGUUCAACAUUUACUCGAUCAAAUAAUGAAAAGCCUUUACGUGCUUUUCAAAUGUCAACUACAAUGAAUAAUGAAUCAUCCGUACUAAAUCGACCAUCACCAAGAAUACGACGAUUAUUUAGUUCAAGUAGUGAUAUUGAAUCAACAACGAUAUCAUCACCUAAACCUGUUCGAAAACCACCAUCAUCUUAUCAUCAUCAAAAAUCAUCUACGAAUAAAACAGUAUUAACUACUGUUCUUCCAUCUUCUAGUUUACCUACCAAUCGAAAAAAAUCGACUAGUACAAGUGAUCUACGUAAAACAACUCCAAUGAACAGUAGUGUUUUUCAACGUUUAACUCAAUCUAAACGAUUGUAA
This is a messenger RNA of Adineta steineri, 3609 nucleotides long. The record is from the annotation of a GenBank genome assembly. Lineage: Eukaryota; Metazoa; Rotifera; Eurotatoria; Adinetida; Adinetidae.